Molecule: messenger RNA, 2915 nt
Organism: Diorhabda sublineata
Lineage: Eukaryota; Metazoa; Arthropoda; Insecta; Coleoptera; Chrysomelidae
Exons: 1
Coding region: 1-948 (315 amino acids)
Source: RefSeq, a predicted model, not a curated record
AUGAAACAUAAUCGAUACAACAAACCAAACUACCCUUACUCUUACAGACCCUCACCAUGGGCCUAUGAUGAUUAUUCUUAUGGACGGGAUCAUAGAUCUCAAUCUUGGACGAACGGUUCGAGAGCUCCAAGUCCGCCGAGGUCUCAAAGAUGGAGACCUCCACCGCCGAAACGUAAACAAAACGGCGGAUCGCAUUCCGAUGCGAAAAAAUCGAAAAAAGACGAUAAACCUUCAGGUAUACAAAUGUUUGUAACAACUGCGGAAUUUCCAACUACAAGUUUAACCGAAGAACAAUUGGAACUAUUACAAACCUCAAUUCUAAACGAAAUUACAAAAAUUGCCGCCGAAGAUUUCCAUCCUCAGUUUCUAGAUUGCUUCAAACGAAGAGGCAAUCUUAUCAUCGUUUGCAACAACCAAGAUAGUGUGAAUUGGCUGAAGACAACAGUGCCUAGUUUAGCCCCUUGGGAGGGUGCUCAAUGCAAGGCUUUAGAACCUAGCGAAGUACCAAAUUUGAUGGAUAUUCUUAUAACUAUACCUGGAGAAUUGGAUGCUGAUACUUUACUACAUCGGAUCGAAAAACAAAACGAAGACAUCCAAACGGCCAAUUGGAAUUUGACUAGCAAAAAACAGGACGAAUCCAAGAAAAAUACCACGUAUACGUUUGCCGUUGAAGAGAACGUCGUCGAACAAAUUAAAAAAUUAAAUUACAAACUUUUCAUCAACUUUUCAAGAAUUCAUGUCAGAUAUUUGGGUUCUUUGAGAUCGAAAGAUAAAAGCAAAAGCGAAAACGACGAAGUAAAAACUGACGAAGCGGAAGAAAAAACCGAAGGAGCGGAAAUAAAAACAGAAAACGCAGAUGCCGCAACCGAAGAACUCAAUAUCGAUCCGGAAGAAAUAGUUGGAUCAUUAACUAAUGAAGAACUCAAAGCUGUCACUGAUGCAAAUUGAUGAAAUUACUUUUUUAGAUCCAUUUUCAAAAUUUUUUUCUAUUUUUAAAUAAACUUUUCCAUUUUUUCAAAUGAUUUCAAAAUAUUGCUUUUUAAAGAGGAGUAAACCUCGUAAAACCAUCCCCAUUACUAAGGUGUGAGUAAUCGUGCCGAAGGUAUGUAAGAUACUUGGGUUAACAGUAUCAGAAACGAUACCCUUGGGACAUCAGGCGCAAUCCCAUUGAAAUUUAGCCUUGCCUCCGUAAGCGGGGCUCUGCGGAGGUGUACUUCUAUUCCCUAGCUACUCGUGGGACAUAAUAUGAAACCUAAUUAUCGCAAUCAAUCAAACCAACCGUAUUCGGGAGCUUCAGGAGCAUACCGAAGAGCGGGAAACUCUCCAAGAGGAAAAUUUUCAAGAAAAAGAUCGGGACCAAGACCUCCGCCGUGGGCAGAUAAACCUCGCGGUCGUUAUUAUAGAUCGCCUAAAAAAUCCAGUAGCUCUACUUCGUCUUCUAAACUUUCUGGAAUACAACUUAUGGUGGCUUUAAACGAUUAUCCGAAGCUUGUAAUGACCGACGAUCAGUUAACUCUAUUGGAAGAUCAAAUAUUGGAAGCAAUCGAUAGAAUUGAAGAUGCUAAUUUCAGACCGCAAUUUUUGGAUUGCAAAAGAGAAACUGGUUCUUUAUUAGUACGAUGUAACAACGAUUCCACUGUUUCUUGGUUAAAAGACACGGUACCGACUCUAAAUUUAUGGGAAGGAGUAGAAUUAAAAAUAAUCGAUUCGGUACCAACGACAAAAGACGUUUCCAAAGUAAUAGUACCAGUGAAUUACCCUUUGAACUUUUUCACAACGGAACAAUUAGAUAAAUUACAAACUGAUAUUCUGAAAGAAAUCGAUAAGAUCCCGAUUGGAAGCUUCAUGCCUCAAUUCAUAAGUUGUAUCAAAGAUCGAGGAGCGUUAAAAUUCAAUUGCAACAAUUUACCGAGUUCCGAAUGGUUAAAAACGACCAUACCGACUUUGGAAAAUUGGCAAGACGUGGAAAUGUUGAUCUUAGAUCCUGAAGCGAUACCGGUAAGGAGUACUUUACAAUUAUGGAUUCCGGGACCCGUAGAAGAACCAGAUCAAGUACUAGAAAGAUUGGAACGGCAAAAUAAAGGAUUAAAUACGCAAGAUUGGCAAAUAUUGAGUAAAAGCGUAGAAGAAGGCGGUCAAAAAUUGUUUGUUACAGUGGACGAUUCAGUUUUAGACGCACUAAGAAAAAUCGAUUUCAAUCCUUUCUUGAAUUUCACCAGAGUUAAAAUUAAACGUUUAGGUCGAUAUAAACCUCGUCAACAGAAGAACGACGAUAAAAACGAAGGACCCGAUACGGCGUACAUCGAUUCUAAAGAAGAAAACGAAGAUCCGAUGUCUGGGGAUAUCGGUGAAUUUACAGCCAUAGAUGAGGUAACUGGAGAUGCAGAUACAGAAGAAACUACCGUUAAAAAGGAAGAAAAUUAAAUAGGACCGUAAUUCAAAAAAAUAUCGAGGAGUAAACCUCUUUUUAUUAAAAAAUCCCCAUUACUAAGGUGUAAGUAAAUCGUGCCAAUAGUAUGAAAGGUGCUGGGGUUACAAGUACCGUAAACGAUACCCUUGGGAAAUCUGGCGUAAUCCCAUUGUAUAUUAGCCUUGCUCCUGUACGCGGGGCUCUGCAGGAGUCGACCAUUUUCCCUAGCUACUCGUGGGACUACUUAUGGAUAGACAUAGUUUUAAUUCGAAUAUGCCCGCAUAUUCCGGAAGAUAUAAUAAUAAUAAUAAUUCAUCGUACUCACAAUAUUCGAGAUCGUCGUCGCAAUCGUACGACAGAAAUUUUAAUUCGCCUUUUCAGUCUCAACAGAGAUAUUCCGAUUCGAAUAUAUCAUUUCAAAAACCCAACAACUUUUCAUCUCAAAGAUCCGUAUGGAAUACUAAUAUCACAAAUUCGAUACCGUCGUUAUUUUCUCAACCUACCA